AUGUCUUGCGAAAACUGCAAAUCGGGCUUCGCCUGGAACGGCACGCCCACUGGCACCGAGUCCACAAUUGGAAAGAACAAGGCCUACGUCACAGGCGACUCCAAGGACACUGCUCUUCUCAUCAUCCCAGACGUCUUCGGCUGGACAUUUACCAACGCUCGUAUCCUUGCCGACCACUACGCAAAAGAAGCCAAUGUCACCGCCUAUGUGAUUGACUGCUUGGGCGGCGAAGUCGUUGACCCAGACGCAUUAUCCGACCCCGAGCUACGGGCAAAAUUCGACUUGCCAGCCUUCAUCGGUCGCAACAGCAGGGAGAUCCGCUGGCCCGAGAUCAAAGCCGCCGCCCAAGCUCUGAAGGCGCAAUACUCCAAAGUUGGCGCCAUCGGCUUCUGCUACGGCGGCUGGGCGGCCUACCAACUCGGCGCCGACCCUUCGCUCGUCGAUGCUGUCUCCAGUGCGCAUCCAUCCCUGCUCGAAAAGGCGGACCUCGACGCGCUCAAGGUUCCCGUGCAAGUCCUGGUGCCGGAGCACGACCCAUUCUACACGGAGGAGUUUAAGCAGUACACACUGGCGGCGCUGCCGAAAACUGGCGUGCCGUGGGAAUACGUUUAUUUCCCUGGUCUAAAACAUGGGUUUGCGGCAAGGGGCGAUCCGAAUGAUAAGGCGCAGAAGGAUGGAUUGGAGAGGGCUAAGAGGAGUGCUGUAAGCUUUUUCAACGAGUUUCUGCACUAA
Molecule: messenger RNA, 732 nt
Organism: Dothidotthia symphoricarpi CBS 119687
Lineage: Eukaryota; Fungi; Ascomycota; Dothideomycetes; Pleosporales; Dothidotthiaceae
Product: alpha/beta-hydrolase
Exons: 2
Coding region: 1-732 (243 amino acids)
Molecular function (GO): hydrolase activity
Source: RefSeq, a predicted model, not a curated record